This is a messenger RNA of Dryobates pubescens (Downy woodpecker), 3078 nucleotides long. It is a transcript of the gene AGFG1, whose product is annotated as ArfGAP with FG repeats 1. The record is from RefSeq and is a predicted model, not a curated record. The transcript has 15 exons. NCBI's taxonomy places the organism in Eukaryota, Metazoa, Chordata, Aves, Piciformes, Picidae. Bases 236 to 2044 code for a protein of 602 amino acids. Gene Ontology annotation, molecular function: GTPase activator activity. Gene Ontology annotation, cellular component: cytoplasmic vesicle.
CCGGCCUCCUCUGCGUCGCGAGACCCUCCCCCGUCCUCUCCCGCCGUGCCGCCGGCCGGCGUAAGCGGUGACUGCGUUCCCGCCCCGGCUGGCGCCGGCUGCCCUCCCCGCCCCUUCCUCCCCCCCGCCCUCCCCGCCCCGGCCCCCUCUCUCGCCGGCCGGGCCCCGGAGCGCCGCUGUCGGGGUGUGAGCGGGGCCCGGCGCCGUGUUGGGCCGUCCCCUCGCCGGCGGGGCCAUGGCCGCCAGCGCCAAGCGGAAGCAGGAGGAGAAGCACCUGAAGCUGCUGCGGGAGAUGAGCAGCCUCCCGCCCAACCGCAAGUGCUUCGACUGCGACCAGCGCGGCCCCACCUACACCGACAUGACGGUGGGCAGCUUCGUGUGCACCUCCUGCUCCGGCAUCCUACGGGGCUUGAAUCCACCCCACAGAGUGAAGUCCAUCUCAAUGACUACUUUCACACAACAGGAAAUAGAAUUUCUGCAGAAACACGGGAAUGAAGUGUGCAAACAGAUUUGGCUAGGCCUAUUUGAUGACAGAUCAUCAGCAAUUCCAGACUUCAGGGAUCCACAGAAAGUAAAGGAAUUUCUACAGGAAAAAUAUGAAAAGAAAAGAUGGUAUGUUCCUCCAGAGCAAGCAAAGGUGGUGGCAUCAGUCCAUGCAUCCAUAUCUGGGUCUUCUGCUAGUAGUACAAGCAGCACACCUGAAAUGAAGCCUCUCAAAUCUCUCUUGGGAGAAGCUGCACCCACACUGCACUUAAACAAGGGCACACCUAGCCAAUCUCCUGUUGUAGUUCGAUCUCAAGGACAGCAGCAACAGGAAAAAAAGCAAUUUGACCUCCUCAGUGACCUUGGCUCAGAUAUCUUUGCUGCUGCUCCUCCUCAGUCACCUGCUACAGCAAAUUUUGCUAAUUUUGCACACUUUAACAGUCACACAGCGCAGAACUCUGCAAACGCAGGUUUUGCAAACUUUGAUGCAUUUGAACGGUCUAGUGGCUCAAGUAAUUUUGGAGGUUUCCCCACAGCAAGUCAGUCUCCUUUUCAGCCCCAAAACACAGCGUUCAGAACGCUUUCAUCUAGCUGCAGUUUUGGUGAAUUUACUUCAGCUUUUCCUCUCCAGGCUGUACACAGUGGAAGUGCUGGAUCGGUCAAUGCUAACUUUGCUCACUUUGAUAACUUCCCCAAAUCCUUCAGUGCUGACUUUGGGGCCUUCAAUGCUUCUCAGAGCAACACAACAGCCACUGCAGCUAGUAAAGCUGCAGCGAAUAAGCCCAACCUCCAGCCAGCUGACAAAUAUGCAGCUCUUGCUAACUUAGAUAAUAUCUUCAGUGCAGGGCAAGGUGGUAGUGAGCAAGGAAGUGGCUUCAGCACAGCUGUGUCAGCAUCAGCAGGGCCUGCGUUGUCAGCCCCGAAUCAGUCAAGUCCACCUUCAGACAAGUACGCGGCUCUAGCAGAGCUAGACAGCGUGUUCAGCUGCACAGCAACCUCUAGUAACGCCUAUACUGCCACCAGUAACGUCAGCAGCAAUGCUUUUGGAACAGUACCCGUGGCUGCUACUGCACAGACACAGCCUGCAUCUUCAAGUGUGCCUGCUCCCUUUGGAGCAACACCUUCCACAAAUCCAUUUGUAGCUGCCCCUGUUGCCCCAGUGGCACAUCCAACAAAUCCAUUCCAGACCAAUAGCCGAGGAGCAACAGGCCUCUCAGGAGCAAUUCACUCUCACAUAUUUCCUCAGGCUCACUUUGCAGCAACAUUUGGUACUGCAUCCAUGAGCAUGCCUGCAGGAUUUGGAACUCCUGCCCCCUACAGUCUUCCUACUAGUUACAGUGGCAACUUCCAGCAGCCCACGUUCCCAGCCCAGGCAGCUUUCCCUCAACAGACUGCUUUUGCUCAGCAGCCAAAUGGUUUUGCUGCAUUUGGCCAGGCAAAGCCUGUAGUAACUCCUUUUGGACAAGUUGCAGCUGUUGGAGUACCUAGUAACCCUUUUAUGGCUGGUGCACCAACGGGACAAUUUCCAACAGGAAGCUCAUCAACCAAUCCUUUCUUAUAGCCUUAUAGACACUUUAUCCAAAAGAACUCUUACGUGGUCACAUAACAUCUCUGCGCCUCUUGCACUGUUGUCUUGUUUCACUGAUAUUAGCUUUAAACACAAAAGAAGUCUUUAAGAAGUACAAAUAAAAGCCUGCAUUGUGUACCUUUAAAAAAAAAAAAAAGGAAAAAGAAAAAAAAAAAAAAUAAAUUGAAACCCCUUCCCCAUAAAAUACACAAACCCUAAGUCAGUCAACCUCCCACCAGGUAAUAAUGUGCAAACCAGAGGGCUGUGGUAACAUCCUUGAACCUGUGAGCUGGCAGGUGAAGAGUAGCGGUAUCAUGUAUAUUGAAAUUGGCUAAUAAGUUAUUGCAGAUACCACAUUCAUUAUGCUGCAGUACUGUACAUAUUUUUCUUAGAAAAUAGCUAUUUGUGCAUAUCAGUAUUUGUAACUUUAACACAUUGUUAUGUGAAAAAUGUUACUGGGAAAUAGAUCAGCCACUUUAAGGUGCUGUUGUAUCUCUUGGAAGGAAGGAACUGCAUCAUUUUAACCGUUGACAUUGGAAGUCACAAAGUUCAGCUGAAGGUUUGUUCAUUUCUCAAAACGUUUUCCUUUCCUAAGAGCUCUUCUAUUUAUACAUGCCUAAAUCUCUAAUGUUAGAGGGAUACCUGUCUGCAUAAUAAAGCUGAUCAUGUUUUGCUACAGUUUGCAGGUGAAAAAAAAAAUAAAUAUUAGCAGAAACAAUUGUGUAGCAUUAUUUCUGUGGAGCAGCAUCUUGUUGGGUUGCAAUGUGCACACCGAGCAUCUUGUACACAGAUCAGGCCUCAAAGGCAUAUGCUGCAAGGUGAGUGAAGCUUUACAUUUCCACAUGCCUCACCAGGAUGUGUUUUUGUCCUUGAGAUGGAGCUGGCUGUCCUAGCUGAAGUGGCCUGUCGAACAGGGAGAUGUUCUGUGAGCCUGGGUUAUUGUGACUCAGCUGCUGGAUAAUGGAGGAUGCUGGAAACAGUGAGGAGGAAGUUCCCUGAGAAAAGGUUAGCUGCAGGAGACACAGUUU